Molecule: messenger RNA, 1048 nt
Organism: Otolemur garnettii (small-eared galago)
Lineage: Eukaryota; Metazoa; Chordata; Mammalia; Primates; Galagidae
Product: AN1-type zinc finger protein 6
Exons: 2
Coding region: 97-723 (208 amino acids)
Biological process (GO): protein targeting to peroxisome
Molecular function (GO): zinc ion binding; polyubiquitin modification-dependent protein binding; DNA binding
Source: RefSeq, a predicted model, not a curated record
GGCGGCCUCACCUGUCCCCAUUUACCGGCGGCGACCCGCGGCGGUGGGCAGCGCGUCAGGCGGACAGAGCCGCCACCAGGUGUGCAACAGAGGAACAUGGCUCAAGAAACUAAUCACAGCCAAGUGCCUAUGCUUUGUUCCACUGGCUGCGGAUUUUAUGGAAACCCUCGUACAAAUGGCAUGUGUUCAGUAUGCUAUAAAGAACAUCUUCAAAGACAGAACAGUAGUAAUGGUAGAAUAAGCCCACCUGCAACUUCUGUCAGUAGUCUGUCUGAAUCUUUACCAGUUCAGUGCACAGAGGGCAAUGUCCCUGAAGCUCAGUCGACGCUAGACUCUACAUCUUCAUGUAUGCAGCCAAGCCCUGUAUCAAAUCUGUCACUUUUAUCAGAAUCUGUAACAUCUUCCCAAGUGGACAGUACCUCUGUGGAUAAAGCAGUACCCGAAACAGAAGAUCUGCAAGCUUCAGUAUCAGAUACGGCACAGCAGCCAUCUGAAGAGCAAAGCAAGUCUCUUGAAAAACCAAAACAAAAAAAGAAUCGCUGUUUCAUGUGCAGGAAGAAAGUGGGACUUACUGGGUUUGAAUGCCGAUGUGGAAAUGUUUACUGUGGUGUACACCGAUACUCAGACGUACACAAUUGCUCUUACAAUUACAAAGCUGAUGCUGCUGAGAAAAUCAGAAAAGAAAAUCCAGUAGUUGUUGGUGAAAAGAUCAAGAAGAUUUGAACUCCUGCUGGAAUACAAAAUCCUUUGACCAUCUGCAAACUAAAAAUUGACUUGACUUUUUUUUCCUAGUCGUUGGGAAUGUAGAGCAAUGUAUCUUGCAUAGACCUUUUAAUCAUGCAUGUCAUCAGAAGAAUAGAUUUUUGUUUUUGUUUUGAAAAUGACUCUGAACAUUUAUUUCCAUUGCAGUUUCUGUGGCUAAAAAGACUUAAAACUUUACAAGUAUUAUCCUUUUAAGAUCAUUUUAAUUUUAGUUGAGUGCAGAGGGCUUUUAUAACAAACAUGGAGAAAUUUUGGAGGGCUGUAAUUUUUCCAGUAUUAAACAUGC